AUGGAUUUAAAAUCAAAAGAACAACUUGAAAAAAUGUACGAACAAAUGCGUAAAAUAAAAAAAGAAAUGAUAAAAGCAAAUAAUUAUAUGGCACUUUCGUCUAUUUGUCGACUUACACUUGGUGAUAUAGCAGAUAUUAUCGAACGAAAAUUAACUGAAGAAGAACAAUGGUUCAUAGUUGAUAAUUACGCUG
Molecule: messenger RNA, 193 nt
Organism: Racocetra persica
Lineage: Eukaryota; Fungi; Glomeromycota; Glomeromycetes; Diversisporales; Gigasporaceae
Source: the annotation of a GenBank genome assembly